ACUGUGACUGCGCGAAGAUCGAAAUAAAGACCUAUUCACUACUUCUCUGGUUUCUUCUAUUAAUAGCACGAGGGUUACCUUAAGGCACCAAAGUGGCGAGCCCUUUUUGAACACAAAUUCAACCUCAUUUCUGUUAUUAACAUUUUUUUUACUUAAUCGUAAAAGUAGACCUGAUUAUCCGUAAACUAAGUUGAGUACAUAACUAGUUUAUUCCGUAUUAUCUUAAGUUAUUCGUGUUAUAGUAACCAUUUUUCGUGCUAACUUUAUUGCUAUAUUUGUCACAUACCUCAUGUCAGACUCAAUAGAAACCCAUAAUCUGGAUGAUUUGUCACCAGUGGAGAUAGACACUGUUAUGACUACGAAAUCCCGACUUCCAGAAUUUGAUCGUAGUGAUCCUGAGUUGUGGUUUGCUCAACUAGAGCAUUAUUUCACGCGACACAAUAUCAAAUCUGAAGGAAUUCACUAUAGAGACUUGUGUUCUAUCCUUCCUCCUUCAGUCGCCAAAGAAGUCCGUGACUUGAUUUUAAAUCCACCAUCACCACAACCAUACACCAUCUUAAGACGAGAGAUAAUGAACUGUUUAUCAUUAUCAGAUAGUCAAAGAAUCCAAAGACUUUUUCAAGGUGAAACACUAGGUGAUCGGUCGCCGUCACAGUUUUUACGUCACCUCCAAGUCUUAGUGGGUGAUAACACAGUGGGUGAAGCAGUCCUAAAACAAGGAUGGAUACAAGCUCUCCCAUGCUACGUCCAACACUGUUUGGAUGCACAAGAUCCUGAAACCUCAUUAUCUCAUUUAGCGCGUAUAGCCGACAGAAUAAUGGAAAGAGGUCCUCCAACUGGAUCAGGCACAAUAAAUCACAAAAAAAAA
This is a messenger RNA of Schistosoma haematobium, 868 nucleotides long. Its product is annotated as ribosomal-like protein. The annotation marks the transcript as partial. NCBI's taxonomy places the organism in Eukaryota, Metazoa, Platyhelminthes, Trematoda, Strigeidida, Schistosomatidae. The record is from RefSeq and is a predicted model, not a curated record. The transcript has a single exon.